Messenger RNA from Lutzomyia longipalpis, 4546 nucleotides. RefSeq lists its product as uncharacterized. Bases 106 to 4239 code for a protein of 1377 amino acids. The record is from RefSeq and is a predicted model, not a curated record. Gene Ontology annotation, biological process: DNA integration. The transcript has a single exon. Gene Ontology annotation, molecular function: nucleic acid binding. Lineage: Eukaryota; Metazoa; Arthropoda; Insecta; Diptera; Psychodidae.
AAAGUGUGCCCAUUUUGCAAGAAACCCAAUCACAAAUUGUUUAGAUGCCGAGAUUUUCUCUCUCAAACUGCCUCGAAAAGACUAGAGAUCACCCAAUCCCUCAAAAUGUGCCAGAAUUGCCUAUCUGACACACAUGCUACAACCGAUUGUUCGUACUCAUUAUGCAAACAGUGCAAUCAAAAGCACAAUACCCUGUUGCAUGAAGCAUUUGGUUCCCCCUUACCUUCUGGUUCGCAAUCCACGGGAGUAGACAGCUCCACAGGAACAGUUUGUUGUGCCAAUGUUAUGGGAGACAGCUCGUUACACGUUUUAUUAGCCACUGCUCAAGUCAAGCUGCUGGAUGAUGACAACAACGAGCACUCCUGUCGUGUUCUACUUGAUGCUGGCUCACAGUUCAAUUUCAUCACGACCCAUUGGGUGCAGAGGCUUCGACUCAAGAUGAAUCCCGCGGAGUUCAUCAUCAAAGGCAUAGGGUCAGUGACUCAGAUUUCCAAGCACAGGACUGAUGUCAGGCUUCGGUUGAACCAAGAUGUCUCAGAAAUUGGUUGUGCGGUUGUCAAGAAAAUCACAGGGAAUCUGCCCAAUUGUUUCAUAGAUCGAGAGUCGUUCACAAUCCCUGAUUCAAUCCAAUUGGCUGAUCCAGACUGGCAUCGCAAUCAGCCAGUUGACAUGCUCAUUGGAGGAGAAUUCUUCUGGCAUUUCCUCAAAGACCAAACCAUCACUCUUGGCCCCAAUGCUCCACUCUUGAAAGAUAGCGUGUUCGGAUGGCUGGUCGUAGGACCACAUUUCAACAAACCAACUGUGAAUUCCAAGUCCAUAGGGCAGUGCAAUGUGGCUACAUCAAUGGCUAGUAUGGAGGCCACCAUGCAGAAGUUCUGGAAGGUUGAGGAAGUACCGAAGCGCCAGGAGAAAAUCAGUGAGCAAGAUGAGGCUGAGAAGAUCUUCCAAUCUACCACUACACGUACAGAAGAUGGUCGAUACAUGGUUACCUUGCCAUUCACAGAAGAAAUCAAAGAAUUGGGGAACAAUAGAAGUUCGGCUACUCACCAGUUUCUGCAAUUGGAGCGACGAUUGGACAGGAAUAGUGAUCUCAAGGCAGAAUACACAAAGGUCAUCCACGAGUACCUCAGCUUGAACAUCAUCGAGGAGGUUCCAGCUUGUGAGUUAGACCGGCCAUCUUAUUAUCUACCUCACCAUGCGGUAGUCAAAUUGCAUGCAAUCAGCACGAAGCUCCGAAUAGUUUUCAAUGGGAGUGCAAUCUCUCAAACAGGACGUAGUCUCAAUCACUGUCUCCGGAUAGGUCCCGUGGUUCAGCCUCCUCUAGUUGAGAUACUAUGGAGAUUCAGAAUUCAUCAAUUCGCUCUCACAUGUGAUGUUGUCAAGAUGUAUCUUCAAAUACUCAUGUGUCCAGAACAUCGAGACUACGUACGAUUCAUGUGGAGAGACCACAAGACAGGCGACAUCCGACACUUUCGCUUCCGCACAGUUUGUUUUGGGCUUGCCUCUUCGCCAUUCUUAGCGACGCGAACACUCAUCCAGCUCGCAGAGGAGGAGGGACAUCUGUUUCCACUCGCAGCCAAGGCAAUCCGGGAGUGCUUUUAUGUCGACGACUGCCUUGUGUCAUUACCAAGUAUAUCUGAUCUCAUUUUGUUGAGAGAAGAACUCAUUCAGCUCCUAGGCAGAGCACAGUUUCAGUUGGCCAAGUUCAAGUCAAACUGCCCAUCGGAAACAGACGACAAUGGAGAUAGUCAGUCACAUGACCUUGCCGAUGACACCGUGAAGACUUUGGGAUUGAUUUGGAAUAGCACUUCAGACACUUUCCAAUUCAACUUGUCGGAUAGCAUUCCCACGGAGAAUGUCACCAAGAGGCAGAUGUUGUCAGCCAUCGCAAAGAUCUACGAUCCUAUCGGACUGAUAGGGCCUAUCAUCUCACAUGCCAAGCUCAUGAUGCAGGAGGUAUGGCUUCUGAAAGUAGAUUGGGAUACUCCAGUACCAAGCGACUUACAGCAUAAAUGGUCAACAUUCAUCAAGGACCUACCUUCCAUUGAGUCACUACGAAUCCCCAGGUGGAUUUCCAGCAUUGCUUCCCCUACACAUGUGGAAUUGCAUGCAUUCGCUGACGCCAGCUCCGUAGCGUACGGAGCCGUCAUCUUUUAUGUAUCCGAGGAUGCUAAUGGACACAAGUCAUCCAGGCUCCUCACCUCAAAAUCCAAAGUUGUGCCAUUGAAGGACAAGGAGACCGAGGAUCCUGCCAUCACCAUUCCCAAGGCAGAAUUAUGUGCAGCCAAGAUGGCAGCGGAGUUGAUGUCGAGUGUCUCUGAAGCGUUGGGUGUUACUCAAUGUUUCUAUUGGACGGAUGCAGCAGUGGUUCUGUACCAAAUUCACACACCGUCGGAGAAAAGAGAGAUAUUCGUCAGAAACAGAGUCCGGGACAUUCUGAAGUUGACAAAAGCAGAGGAAUGGCGCCAUGUCGCAUCAGCUGACAACCCCGCAGACCCGCUUUCACGAGGAUGUUUGGCUUCCCAGGCUGUCACAAACACUUUAUGGUGGUCAGGGCCCGAAUGGCUCGUACAGGGUAGUGAUCAUUGGCCAGCAGCAUUCGAUCCCAAAACUUUCUCAAUGGGGAGGAAGCCUGCCGUUGCGUUGACCUCCACAAAUGCAAUGUCACCAGCGCACGACACCAAUGAUUCUCUCCACUCAAUCCUUCACAUGCGCAUCAGCACAUUUACUCGUAUGCAGCGGGUAUUGGCUUGGGUUAUCCGGGCUAAAAACAUUUUCAAAGUGCGUAAGGGCAGAGUCACUCGAAGCACGCAAGAAAACAUGAUUACAGGACCACUUACGGUAGAUGAAUUACAGCAAGCGGAAACUUUUCUCGUCAAACGGGAACAAGAGCAACAUUUCGCCGCAAUUCUGACAGCUGUGAGGAACGGCAGCCUGGAUCAUACUUCACACUUCAAAUUUAUUCGGCGAUUGCGUCCAUUCAUCGACAGUGAAGGCAUUUUACGUGUAGGAGGUCGUUUGAGCAAUUCUUGUGAAUCUUAUGAUGUGCAGCACCCGAUAAUCUUGCCCAAAGGUCGGUUGUCAUUGCUUAUUGCUCGCCACUUUCACCUUACUAUGCUUCACGCCGGACCGCAAGCACUGUUAUCGUCUCUCAGGCAGCGAUUUUGGCCGAUAGAUGGCCGAAGGUUGACAAGACAUGUUGUUUACCAUUGUGUCAGGUGUUUCAAAGUUAAGCCUCGCGUUCAGGAACAACUUAUGGGCGAUUUGCCUGAGCAUAGAGCAUCAAAAUUAGCUGCAUUCACCGCUACAGGCAUGGACUUUGCGGGGCCAGUGCUCCUGAAGACGGGAAUUCGCAAGGGCACAACCACCAAAGCAUACAUUCUGGUGUUAGUGUGUAUGUCAACAAAGGCGAUACACCUUGAAUUGGUGAGUUCUUUGACCACAAAUGCAUUCAUCGCCGCGCUCCGUCGAUUCACUAGCAGACGUGGAGCACCAAAGUACAUUUAUUCGGACAAUGCCAAGACAUUCGUCGGGGCAGACAGAGAAUUGAAGGAAUUACUCGCUUCAACGGAGUACACCGACGAUGUUGGAAAUUUCAUGUCCGGAAAAGGAAUCCAGUGGCGUUUUCAGCCUCCAAGAGCGCCACACCAUGGAGGUUUAUGGGAGGCGGGAGUCAAGUCCUGCAAGUAUCAUCUCAAAAGGAUCGUGGGAGCGACGCCGUUGAAUUUUGAGGAGAUGACUACCGUACUGACGCAAAUCGAGAGUGUUCUGAACAGUCGGCCGUUAGUUCAGCUGCCCACAAGUUCCGAUAUGCCCGAUCUAACUUAUCUCACGCCGGGGCAUUUUUUGGGCUUAGAAGGAGCGGCCCAGCUGCCAGAUCCCACGCUUGAGCAUCUGUCGAGCAACAGAGUGAGCAGAUGGCAAUUGUGUCAGAAAUUGCAGCAGGAUUUUUCGAAGAGAUGGAAGGAGGAGUACCUGACAACUUUGCAAGUCAGGACGAAAUGGAGUAAGGAAUGUGUCAAUCUACAGGUUGAAGAUGUAGUGUUGUUGUACGCCGAUCAUCUGCCAUCUCCAGGUUGGCUGCUGGGAGUAGUCAUGGAAAUAUUCCCAGGAAAGGAUAAUCGUGUACGGGUGGUCCUGGUGAGGACAUCGAAAGGGACAUUCAAGAGGCCGAUUACAAAGGUUGUCAAAUUGCCCAUUGAAGAUGAGCAAUUUCCCGCGGAGGAUGUCGCCGCUUAGGCUCCAAAGAGGGAUCAUCGCGAUCACAAAUGAUGCGCGUGCAACCAAAACCGCAAGAGCGGAAUUCGUAUCACAAAAUUUUGGCAAUGCACAAGAAAAAAUCACUAUUAGAGAGUCAGUCUUUGGCAAUCAAUUAUCACAGUCGGUUGAGUUUAUCACAGAAAAUUAUUUGGCAAUUAUUUGGACUUUGGGGAGAAUAAAUUAUUGGUGACGGGAGAAUUAAAUAAGUUAAUGUACAAUUGAAAUAAAAUUGAAUUUGAAUAAAUUAAUUAUGUACAAUUGAGUUAGAAUAAAUAGUAUUUACAAG